AUGCCUUCCCGGCGGCGGCUGCUAGCUGCCAGCUUGCUGGGCAUCGGUUGCUCGACAUGGCCUCUUGCGAGCGCUGCAAAUGGCCAGCACCAGGUGCCUCUCAGCAAGGCGUGUCCCAACUACGCCUCGUAUGCCGCGUAUCCGCAUCGCCCGUUGAGCACCGGGCCCCUCGCUCUUCCCUUCCAGCGACCCGAUCCGAGAUGUCGAACCUUUCACUCAGACGAAAUCGAGCGAGUCAUCAAGGAGGUGACGUCGAGGAUGGCGGACCCGGAUCUUGCGCGAUUGUUCGAGAACGCCUUUCCGUCCACGACGGACACGACAGUCAAGUUCCACACGAACGGCAAGGACACGGCGUUUGUCCGCAUGGCCGGCUCCCGGUCGUCACAAGACGAGGGUGCCUGGCAAGGUCCGCAGUCCUUCAUCAUCACCGGCGACAUCAUAGCUGAGUGGCUGCGCGACUCGACAAACCAGCUGCGGCCAUACCAGCCGCUUGCCACAAAAGACCCGGCCAUUUUUGAUCUGCUGCUAGGAGCCAUCAAUACGCAGGCCGAGUACGUCAUCGAGUCUCCGUACUGCAAUGCCUUCCAGCCGCCGCCCAUCAGCGACCUGCCCAUCACCUCCAACGGCCAGGACGAUGUGGUCCACCCCGCGUACGAACCCAGCGCCGUCUUCGAGUGCAAGUACGAGCUGGACUCGCUCGCCCACUUCUUGGCCCUCGCCAACGACUUUUACGACCACACCGCUUCGAUCGACUUCCUCAAUGAUCGUUGGUUUCUGGCCGUCGACACGUUGCUCGAGGUUCUGGAGCACCAGUCGCAACCCACGUUUGACCCCGAGACAGGGCGCUACCGCAGAAACGACUACACCUUCCAGCGGUCGACCAACACGGGGACUGAGACGCUCAACCUGCAAGGCGUCGGCAACCCGCUCAACAGUGGCACAGGGCUUGUCCGGUCGGCGUUUCGCCCCAGCGACGAUGCAACCAUUCUCGGCUUCUUCAUUCCCGCCAAUGCGAUGAUGUCGGUGGAGCUUGGCCGUACCUCCAAGUUGCUGAAGGCGGCGAAGAAGGACCCUCUCGCUGAGAAGCUCGGCAAAUGGAGUAAAAAGUUGCGGGCCGGCGUGAUGGAGCAUGGUGUGGUGAAGCACAAGAAGUACGGCGACGUGUUUGCGUACGAGGUUGACGGAUACGGUUCGUCCAUUCUAAUGGACGAUGCAAACUAUCCCUCCCUCCUGGCUCUCCCUGUCAUGGGCUUUGUCGAUGUCAACGACCCUACCUAUCAAAACACAAGGAAAAUGCUGCUCGACAAGCUUGGCAACCCGUAUUUUCUGAAGGGCAAGGAUUUCAAGGGAAUCGGAGGACCGCACAUUGGGCUGCGAAACGCGUGGCCGAUGAGUCUGUUGAUCCAGGCACAGACGUCCGACUCGGAUGAAGAGAUCAAGGAGUGUCUGAACUAUGUGCUCAAGUCAGCCAAGCUCGGGCUGGUGCACGAGAGUGUCGACGUCAACUACCUCAGCCAGUAUACGCGCAGCUGGUUUGCGUGGGCGAACGGCGUCUUUGCGGUGACGAUACUGGAUCUGGCCAAGCGGAAGCCGCAUCUUAUUUUCGAGCAUGGGGCCGCACCUUACGAGGUCUAA
Molecule: messenger RNA, 1635 nt
Organism: Purpureocillium lilacinum
Lineage: Eukaryota; Fungi; Ascomycota; Sordariomycetes; Hypocreales; Ophiocordycipitaceae
Biological process (GO): carbohydrate metabolic process
Source: RefSeq, a predicted model, not a curated record